UUGCAAUUUGCGUGACCCAUCCAUUAUGGCCCCGAAGUGUACCCCUUAGUUGAAGAGUUUCAGUCAUCUUGGAAAUAUUUUACGAUACUUUACGUUGCAGAUUACAACGGAUUCUAACAACCGAUCCGCUCUCAACAACGCAUUGAACGAAAAGGGUAACCAAACGUCUUUUCACAGACGUGUGCGCGGUCAUUGAUCACGUAUUUCUAGAUGGUGUACCAUACAAGAUACAAAUACAAAUUGAUAGAGUUUAUGGUACACAUGUAAUAAUAUUUUAAAACACAAAUAUAUAAUACCAUUUAAUAUUAACUUUUAUAUUUUUCAAUACUGACAACAUGAAAUAAAUAUUGUAAUUCAUAUUAAAACUUAGGUAAAUGCUGACAUAUAUGUUCAAAAAUAUUCAAGCUACGUUGCAAUUUUAUCGUGUUCCUAAAGGGCAAUUUAAGAAAGUAACGAAUACAUAACACAUGAGAACCAACCUAUAAUAUCAAGGAGUUUAGUAUUAAGGUUAUAUUCUUCAAAAUACUACUGAAGUAGUGGUAAAUAAACAAAUAAAAUUAUUGUUACAAAGAAGUAUAUGAAAGUUUAAACGGAGUAGUUAUAUUACUAAAAUAAUGAAUGGAAAACAUGGAAGAGAUUUGGCGUUAUCAUUAAUGCGAGUAUUACCAAGACUUACUUUAAAUAAUAUUCGAGACAAUCCAGGUGCAAGAAAACCACCACAGCGUGGUCGAGGACAACACGGUGGAGAUAAACAUGGAGCAGGUAAUAAAGGUUCUGGUCAAAGGCAGAAUUAUAUGCGUCUUGGAUAUGAGACUGGAAACACCCCAUUUUAUCUUAGAUUUGGUUGGGAACCAUACUACAAGGGGCAUCACUUAAGAAGGGAAUACCCACCUUUAUCUUUAAAUCAACUGCAGUUAUAUAUUGACACAAAUAGGAUAGAUAGAUCUAAACCUAUAGAUCUUGUAUCUUUAAUUAAUACAGGAUUAUAUAAUUUUAAGUUAGAACAUAAACAUGCAGGCGUUCAUCUUACAGAUGAGGGAGCUGAUGAAUUUAAAGCUAAAGUAAACAUAGAAGUUCAAUGGGCUAGUGAACCAGUAAUUGCUGCAAUUGAAAGAAAUGGUGGUACUAUAGUUACAGCAUAUUAUGAUCCCUUUUCCAUAUGUGCAUUACACGAUGUAGAUAAGUUUUUUACAAAGGGAGUACCUAUACCUCGUAGAUUCUUACCACCAACAGACUGUUUGGAGUACUAUUCAAGUGCAGCAACGAGAGGGUAUUUAGCAAAUCCUGAGGAAAUUUCUAAGGAACGACUGGUUUUAUCUCAAAAAUAUGGUUAUGUACUUCCAAAAAUUGAAGAUGAUCCAGACUAUGAAAUGCUUACACAGCGUAAAGAUCCAAGACAGAUAUUCUAUGGCCUUGAACCCGGUUGGGUUGUUAGUCUUAAAGAUGAAGCAAUUCUUAAGCCAACAUCUCAACAUCUCAAAGAAUAUUACUUGAGUUAAUUAGUUUCUUUUAUAAUAUAUUAUUUAAAUAUAAAUAAAUAAUUUGUUAACUGAAAAUAAUACAUUUGUAUUUUACUUAAUAAUAUAAUUUUUGAAAAAUUUA
Messenger RNA from Nomia melanderi (Alkali bee), 1602 nucleotides. RefSeq names its product mitochondrial ribosomal protein L15 (gene mRpL15). Gene Ontology annotation, molecular function: structural constituent of ribosome. The record is from RefSeq and is a predicted model, not a curated record. NCBI's taxonomy places the organism in Eukaryota, Metazoa, Arthropoda, Insecta, Hymenoptera, Halictidae. Gene Ontology annotation, cellular component: mitochondrial large ribosomal subunit. Gene Ontology annotation, biological process: translation.